AUGGUCCUCGAGAAGAGUGCCCCAGAAGAGCGCGACUUGAAGGGAUCAGAUCAUGGAAAAAUCAAGAACCAAAAAUCGCCGAUUGGGAUACCGUGCAUGAGUGGUCGCCCACCAUGGGCCAAUCAACGUUGCUCCGGGCCGAAGCGACUUGGUGGAGUAGCUAAUCACUCCUCCGGAAUCGCUGAUCCUAUAAGUGAUAUCAUCGCACCAAUACUCAAGUUCAAGCCUACUUGGCUUCAGAUUCAACGUCAGCUGGGAAAUGGAAUGCAACUCAGCGAUACUACAGCUGGUCGAAGGAUUGCUCAAGACUUGUCCGGGAAGAUUCGGAAAUACCAGGAGAGCUUCGACUCGACAUUAGCCGAAAUCCAGCAGUCACACGAACACAAAAUACGGGCCGCUUUACAAGAACAAGCUAACAAGUUCAAACAAGAUCUUGCUGAAGCCAAGCAUGAUAGGGAGAUGUUGAAGGCAGACUUUGAGAAGAGAGUCAAGGCGGACAAUGAGCGGCGUAGGAAGCUAGCGGAAGAACAGCGUUCACCGGGAGAUUGGCAGUCAGGGCUCAAGAACGCUGCAGUCGCUAUGGGGAUGGCCAGCUUAGCCGGCUUCGCCGCCUAUAAGUACCUCAAUGGAACAACCAUGAAAUAG
Letharia lupina is the source of this 645-nucleotide messenger RNA. RefSeq lists its product as uncharacterized. The record is from RefSeq and is a predicted model, not a curated record. Bases 1 to 645 code for a protein of 214 amino acids. Lineage: Eukaryota; Fungi; Ascomycota; Lecanoromycetes; Lecanorales; Parmeliaceae. The transcript has 2 exons.